Molecule: messenger RNA, 2613 nt
Organism: Trifolium pratense (red clover)
Lineage: Eukaryota; Viridiplantae; Streptophyta; Magnoliopsida; Fabales; Fabaceae
Product: rhamnogalacturonan I rhamnosyltransferase 1-like
Exons: 9
Coding region: 567-2081 (504 amino acids)
Cellular component (GO): cytoplasm; chloroplast
Source: RefSeq, a predicted model, not a curated record
AUUUUCUUGUUAACCCGAGUCUCUCAACUUAUCUGAUCUGCCUACUACUUUAAAAAAUUCAUGCACACAAAUAAAAAAAGAGAGAAAAAUAACACUUUUCUAGAAAUUGAUAACAAUAAUUUCCAUAUUGUCAAAACUCAAAACAAACAAUUAAAAAAGAAAACGAAAGAAAUUAAAAAACAAUAAAAUAAGAAUUUUUCCCCCUGGAAUGGGAUUGAAAAUGCAUGAAUCUUUUUUGAUUUGAUCCUUUCUCUUCAUAGUCCUUGGAUCUUUACCCUGUUUUUCAAUUCAUCUAUUUUUUCUCCAUAAUAACAACUUUUUUUAAAAAAAUCUCGUUUUUUUGUUCUAUGAUUAUUGAAGAGCUUCAAAUUCUGUGGACACAAUUGGAAGGUAGAAAGAUCUAAUUUUGAGCCUAACCCUCAAUCACCGGCUUCAAAUUAAAUUGUGGGUCGGUUUCAAUUUCUUUUAAAAACCGCAAAACAGUGAGAUUCACUUCGUUGCAGUGUUGGUCUCUAAGUGUGUGAAGGUUAUGGUGAUGAAGCGGCAAUGACGUGUGUGACAGAGAAAUGGAGGUUAGAUCAGAGGGUAAUCAAGUUAGGUAUUAUGAUAAGCUUCAUGCUCCUGUGAUUCCAAGGAGCCGUUUUCGUGUUUGGUUCAUUCGAGUUUGUUCAAGCAUUGUGUUGUGGACAUGUUUGGUUCAGCUUGUGACUGUGAGUGAACUUUGGCAUUUCAAUUUCUUUUCUGGCUUUACAAGUCGUAUAUAUAACACAACUCAACGUCCUCUUCAAGACGAUGUUAGAUCUGCUCCAUUGCCUCCUACUUUACUUCCUCCAAGAAAUUAUACUAGUAAUGGUUUUCUAAGAGUGUCCUGCAAUGGGGGCUUGAAUCAAAUGCGUGCAGCGAUUUGUGACAUGGUGACAGUUGCUCGGCUUUUGAACCUCACAUUGGUUGUUCCAGAGCUUGAUAAGAAAUCCUUUUGGGCAGACCAUAGUGGCUUCGAGGAAAUAUUUGAUGUAAGACAUUUCAUUGAUUCUUUACGAGAUGAAGUUCGAAUAGUGAAAAGAGUUCCCAAAAAGUUUAGUAGCAAAAAUGGAUACUCCACCCUGGAGAUGCGUCCUGUUAGCUGGUCAAAUGAAAAGUAUUACUUGGAGCAGAUUCUGCCGCUUUUUUCCAAGCACAAGGUGGUACACUUCAACAAAACAGAUGCACGCCUAGCAAAUAAUGGUCUCCCAAUUGAUCUACAGAAGCUUAGGUGUCGUGUUAAUUACCAGGCACUUAAAUUCACUCCUCAAAUUGAGAAUCUGGGGCAAAAAUUGGUUCAGAUACUUCGCGAGAGGGGACCUUUUGUGGCAUUGCAUCUGAGAUAUGAGAUGGACAUGCUGGCUUUCUCAGGUUGUACUCUUGGUUGCACUAAUGAAGAAGCCGAGGAUCUCAAGCGGAUGAGAUAUGCAUUCCCUUCAUGGAGAGAGAAGGAAAUAGUGUCUGAAGAGAGGAGAUCACAAGGUCUAUGUCCUUUGACACCAGAGGAGGCAUCCUUAGUUGUGCAAGCCUUUGGUUUUGACCGGGAGACACAUAUCUAUAUUGCAGCUGGUGAGAUUUAUGGCGGUGAACGUAGACUUGCGCAACUGAGAGCUGCAUUUCCAAGAAUUGUUAAAAAAGAGGCAUUGCUUGCCCUUGAUGAGUUGCAGCAGUUCCAAAACCAUUCAUCACAGAUGGCAGCUUUGGACUUCAUGGUUUCAAUAGCCAGUAACACCUUUAUUCCUACCUAUGACGGGAACAUGGCAAAACUUGUGGAAGGCCACCGCAGGGAUUCUGGUUUUAAAAAAACCAUCUUGUUGGACCGGAAAAAGCUUGUACAGUUGCUUGAUAUGCAUCAAAACGGAACCCUUCCAUGGAAUAAGUUUGCAGAUUCUGUGCGACAGGUUCAUGAAAAGAGAAUGGGACAGCCAACUUAUCGUAGGGUUAUUGUAGACAAGCCAAAGGAGGAGGAUUAUUUCUAUGCCAAUCCUCAUGAGUGCCUUUGUGAGGGAACAAAGUGUGAUGAUUUGCUAGAUCCUCAUAACUCUAGUCAAGUAAGAUGAGUACAAAAUUGUUGAAUGCAGAAAAUAUGCACCCUUAGCCCAACCAUAAGUGUGAAAGAGCAAUCUGAAAUUUGCUUAUGUUCUGUUUAAGAAUCCAUAUCAUGGGGAAUAAGUUCUUAUUGUGGACAUAUGACACUGAAUCUCUACACUUAUAGAUUUAUGUAUACAUAAUUUGUAGGAAAUCACGGGAAAAAAUAGAAAAAGGAAAUAUCUGUUUUAUAUUAAAGCUUGCAAAGACGUAUCUUCAGUUUACCCUUUAUUUUUUCCCCACAAAAUUCAUUGUAGUUGUAUUAUAGCAGUUUAUGUCCCAAUCCUGGAUUCCAAGCAUGAGUUCUAAAUUUCAUUUUCUAUGUAAUCACGACUGUCAACUGCUUUAUCAAUUAUCACCAGUACAGAAGUGUAAUUUAUAAUUUCAUUACAUUAGAUUUUCCUCUUUACAAGCUUGGGUUGUUAUAACUGGGACCGAGUCAAAAAUGUGACCAUCAUCCUCUUUAAAGAUUGAUUGAAUGCAUGGCAUGUGUUCAUUGAAGAA